GAGAGAGAGAACAGAGAUGAGCCAGGAUUGAAGAAGUGAAUAAGGAAGACAGACACCUUUUAUCAAACUCUGGUAAUUACUCUUAUGUAGUUUCACCGGCGCGUGGACAGACAGACAGAGCGCGAGGUGGGAACACGCCGGGGAAAAAUAAAAUUCUGGUGGAUGUUGGUGAGCACUCCCGCUUCCCUCGCGCUGCUGGCGGGUCGGGAAUCACGCGCCAUUGGAGGGGGUGAAACUGUGCAUGCGCUUUUGGCUCACAGGUCGGUCGAUGCAAGGCUCAGCGGCGUGGCUCUCGGCCUCCAUUUGCCAGUUUGUGUUUAUGUUCGAGGAUUUCACCGGCAGCUCACACGGAAGCAGCGUGCAACAGUUGGAGUUUCGCCGCGGUCGCCGAGCCCGCCGGCCGACGCUGCGUUCCGCUGACUUUAAAAGGAGCCAGAUGCAGUGUGAUGGUCAGCGUCAAUGGUGAUGUCUGCCUCAGACUCUAAACUUGCAGCCAUGGAGGACAACCAUGUGGUGGAUGAAGAAAGGGACAAUCUCCCCGUCACCCCUGUCACAGCUCCCUCUACCACCGCCCCCCCAUCCUCCCCAUCUUCCCUAUCUUUCAUGAGCAGCCUAGGUCCCAACUUUACUGGUGACUCAAUCUUAGAGAGUAAAGCCAUCUCCAUGGCUAGUAAUGAUUGCAGCUACGAUAUCUCAUCACCUGCUGAAGCAAGCCCAGCCAAGCCUGCUCAGACACCACCUUCCAUAUUUGUAAAAACCUCUGACCAAAGCCCAGAUGCAUCACGCACAAUAUCUGAGUCAGACCUCCAGAAAUGCUCUGAAAUGAGUAUUAUCAACAUACAAGAAGCUCCAUCUUGGUCCUCUUCAUUUCCACCCACCACUUUUGGCAAUCCAGAAAUGGGCGAUCACUGUCCUCCCACGCUGACCUUCAAAGGUGUCGGCGUGACUUUAGAGAACAAUGGGAUAUGGAUGCAGUUCCACCAGCUGGGAACUGAGAUGAUUCUCUGUAAACAGGGGCGUCGUAUGUUCCCCUACUGCCGAUAUCGUUUAUCUGGUCUGGACCCUGAUCGGCGGUACCGUCUUGUCCUGUCCAUUGUGCCGUCAGAUCAGUUCAAGUAUCGGUGGGGCACAUCCAAAUGGGAGAUCAGUGGUAAAUCGGAGCACCAGUCCCAAGGUUUAAUCCGUGCCUUUUCCCACCACUACGGAUCCUGUCGAGGCUCCGAUUGGAUGAGUUCUUUGGUGUCUUUCUAUAAACUCAAACUAUCCAACAACUUCCAAGACCAAGACGGCCAUGUAAUGCUGUACUCCAUGCAUCGCUACAUUCCAAGGCUUCACGUCAUUCCACUUCCAGAGGAGGACUCGUCCUCGUUGAACCGGUGUGUGGUCGUGGGGACUGAGAGCAUUACCUUUACUUUUCCACAAACCGAAUUCAUGGCAGUAACGACUUAUCAAAAUUUUCGCAUCACUCAGCUGAAAAUUAAUCACAACCCGUUUGCAAAGGGCUUCAGAGAGGAUGGGAACAACCCCCGUCUUAAUAGAAUUACCUCUCCUGUGGUGAAGACAGACCCCCAGUCUGAGGUUUUUGUCCCUACUGAACCCUGUGAGAUCAACGAGGAAACAAUGGAUCAGAGCACAACGGAGCAAAGUGCCUCUGCCCCUUCCCCAGUUGAAGAGACCAAACUGGUGCUGAAACCUAUAAUGUCUAACUGUUGUGGUACUGGUGGCCAGUAUGUCUCCUGUAUGAGAGGCAAACAUGCUCUGGGUGAGCUUGUGCUCGUAGAACAGCCUCCUGAAGAAAGCAGCAUCAGUGGUACCCCUCAUACUCAACGAGGCUUAAAGAAGUUGCCCAGGUCCUUGGUAUCAACACCUCGUUAUCGCAGGAAGAAGAGGAAGGUCAGGAAGCGUUGGGGGAUGUAUCCCCAACCCAGAGUACCAAGAGUGUGGAAGGCUGCUGCUUCCUCCCCCACAGUAGCCCCCAGCCCUUCGUUGACUGUCGCUAUGCAACCAGAGCUGGAUAAUAUUGAAGGCCUGCUGUUUGUAUCGUUCUCCACAAAGGAAGCUCUGGAGGUCCAUGUCAGAGACAUGCCAGCAAGCGUCUCCUUGUUUGAAUCUCCACUUCCUUCACCAAGGCCGACGGAAUCAAACGAAACGGUGGAAGUAAAUCCAGAGACGGAGGUGGAGAAAAUAUCUCAGCUGGAGUCUCUGCUGCUGACUGAUCUGAGCUCUUUCAGACACGGACAGAUCAUCCAUCCUGUCCUGCACGAGGUGGGCAUGAAGCUGAGCUCUUUGGACCCCGAGGUGCCAGUUGACUUGAAGUAUCUGGGGGUUUGUCUGCCUCCGGCUCCUCCGAGUCUUCUAGAACAAAGCAGCUCAUCGUCUCUGUCCUUUGCUGGGUGUGUGUCCUUCACAGAUGAGGGGUUACCUUUCAUCUCCAGAACAGGAAAGACAAGUGACGUGACAAAAAUAAAGGGAUGGAGAAACAAGUUCACCAGAAGCCACGAAACUUCUCCUAAUUGUGACAGGACACAAAAGAACCUGUCAGCCUUCUGCAGCAAUAUGUUGGACGAGUAUUUGGAAAGCGAAGCCCAGCGGAUCAGCGAACGAGCCGAGGCCUUCUCCACAAACCCAGAUGCUUCUGUGGCUUAUCAGCUACCCAUCAGAGGGUCCAGCUAUGUGAAAACGCUGGACAGUGUCCUCAGGAAUCAAAAUGCUGCGCUUGGCACCCCAGCGGUGGCCAACAGACCGUGUCCACUUUCUCGGAAACCACGUCUUGACCCGUCCCUGACGCCGUCUGCUACCCCUUCAUCUAACCCUGAACCUCUUAGUCCAGCCGAGGCUCACUCCUCAUCCUCCCUCGCCUCUCCAGAUGCUGCCUCAAGGCCUGGCUACUCCACUGAAGCUUUACAAACGUUAUUGAUGAGCCACCCAGCAGCUGUUCAGAAACUGGUGUUGAAACGUGGUCACAAAGAGCUGAUGGAGAAAAGGUUAUCAAACGUCAGCAAGAUCCGUUUGAAGCUCCUGGAGAUGGAGGCCAGAGCUGUGAACCAGGGCCUGAGCAGAACACUGCUGACUCCAGAACGCCUAACGAUGGCUCUGACUGUGCUCCUGACCAAAGAGACGCUGGCCCAUCAGAUCCUACAAAUCCCUCCGAUGCCAAAGCUCGAGGCCGGGCCUGAAUGUGGUGAAGAGUUCUGCAGGCUGGGUUGUGUUUGUUCCAGUCUGCAGCUUACGGACAGAGGGCCCAUCCACUGCAGAAAGCCUGAGUGCAUGUUUGGCUGCAGCUGCUCUGAGACUUUGACUGAGAUGGAACAAACAGUCCGGCCUCAUCAGAGCUCCAGCGCUAAGAAACUUUGGAACCGCAACGUUUUUGACAAUGAUUCAGAACCUCUUUCGAUUCCCACAAGCGCUCCAUUUUCGCCCCCACCGAAGGCCCUAAAACGCAGCCAACUUCAUCUCGCUCCACCGAUGUGUGACGAGGAUAAGGACCCAGUGUAUAGAUACCUGGAGAGGAAGCUGACCUGCGCACGCGUUAGAGAGUUCCGCAGCAAGUCUCCACCUCAGCUCACCUUGGGCUCCGAUGUCGACGCUGCCGUUUCUAAACCAGACGCAACUCCACAGAGUUCUGCUCAGAAUCCGCCUAAACAGAAGGACGCUUCUGUGACGACGGAUCAGAAAGCAGAAGAAAAGCCACAACAGGGAAAAACGUUCAACGAAACCGAAGCAAAGAAGCAGAUUCAGAUCAACUCGCUGUGUGAGUGGAAGAAGGACAGAAGAAUGGUGCUGGAUGGUUUAUACAAACGUCUGAAACAGAAUAGACUUCAUCAGCAGUUCUGCGUCGGGCCUUACUGCAUCAGCCCGGUCGCUAAAAUCGUCCUGCAGAAACCCAGCGGCUCCAUCGUCACCUUCAGGAUACAAAUCAGUAAGGCGUCUAAAGACAGCGACUGUGAAGAGGAUGAAUUUGACGAGUAUGAUGAUUAUGUGAGUGAUGGGAACGCUGAAGCAGAGGAAGACGAGCCACUCGAGGAGUCGGGGACGCUGUACGGCGUCGCGCCGUUCCUGAGAGGAGUGAUGCCUGCUGGCGUACUGAAGGCCAAGAGGAAACCUGCUUUAUUCAGAGGAUCCGGACUCAUUCAGGUUAACGGUAAACACUACAGCUUUGCCCGACUGCUGCUAGGCCACAUGGGCUCCCUGCACCCAGCCAACCGUGUUGCAGCUCAUGUCACGGGCCGACUCCAUUUGGAAACGGACCAGAAGAAGCAGGGCGGGCAGAAUCCCAUCAAUGCAGGAAGCCUAUUCUUCCCCGUUGUCCCGCCAUUCAACGAACCCGUGCCAGUAGAACUGCGUCCGCAGAUCGUCCAGAUACUCGUCCCAGCCCAGCAGAACCUCCGAGACAACUCUGUGUCUUCGCCCGUCUCCCUCACCGUCUCCCAGUCACUGAAAUGUCCCAGCUUCCUGGGGCAAAGAGGGACGUACUCCUUCAGAAUCUGCCCUCCUAACAACCCAGCCAGCGGAGGCGUGAACCCAGUCGGCGUCGCCCUGCCCGGAGGCUUCACCCUCAUCGAGCUGCCGAGGCCUCCAGCUGACGGAGCGGCGCAGCGGGUCAGACCUCCAAAUGCUCCAGCCGUGUCCAACACAGGAGACGCGUUAACGCAGAAAAGGGAGUGGGCAUCUACUCUGAUACCACAGAGCAGCAAGCUCGCAUUGUCCUCCUCCUCCACCACCACCUCCUCUUCCGUUCCCACCUCCUUUUUGUCCUUCAUCCCCUCCUCUUCCAUCACCACCACCUCUUCCUCAGCUACUACCUCCCCCUCCCCCUCCUCCACCACCUCCUCUUCCAUCACCACCUCCUCCUCUUCCGUUCCCACCUCCUUUUUGUCCUUCAUCCCCUCCUCUUCCAUCACCACCACCUCUUCCUCAGCUACUACCUCCCCCUCCCCCUCCUCCACCACCUCCUCUUCCGUUCCCACCUCCUUUUUGUCCUUCAUCCCCUCCUCUUCCAUCACCACCACCUCUUCCUCAGCUACUACCUCCCCCUCCUUCACCUCCUCCUCUUCCAUCACCACCUCCUCCUCUUCCGUUCCCACCUCCUUUUUGUCCUUCAUCCCCUCCUCUUCCAUCACCACCACCUCUUCCUCAGCUACUACCUCCCCCUCCUUCACCUCCUCCUCUUCCAUCACCACCUCCUCCUCAGCUACCACCUUCCCCUCCCCCUCCUCCAUCACCAACACCUCCUCCUCCAUCACCACCUCGUCCUCUUUCGCCCCCACCUCCUCCUCCAUCACCAACACAUCCUCCUCCAUCACCAUCUCAUCCUCUUUCGCCCCCACCUCCUCCUCCUCAGCUACAACCUUCCCCUCCUCCUCCAUCACCAACACACCCUCUUCCAUCACCACCUCGUCCUCUUCCGUUCCCACCUCCUUCUCGUCCUUCACCCCCACCUCUUCCAUCGUCACCACCUCCCCCUCCUCCUCAGCUACCACCUCCCCCUCCUCCAUCACCAACACCACCUCCUCCUCCUCCAUCACCACCUCCUCCUCUUCCACCACUACUACCUCCCCCUCCCCCUCCAUCACUAACACCUCCUCUUCCAUCACCACCUCGUCCUCUUCCUUUCCCACCUCCGUCUCGUUCUUCACCCCCACCUCUUCCAUCGUCACCACCUCCUCCUCCUCAGCUACCACCUCCCCCUCCUCCAUCACCAACACCACCUCCUCCUCCUCCAUCACCACCUCCUCCAUCACCAACACCACCUCCUCCUCCUCCAUCACCACCACCUCCUCUUCCACCACUACUACCUCCCCCUCCCCCUCCAUCACUAACACCUCCUCCUCCUCCUCCAUCACCACCUCCUCCUCUUCCACCACUACUACCUCCCCCUCCCCCUCCAUCACUAACACCUCCUCCGCCGCCACUACCUCUUCCUCCUCCACCACCAUCUCUUCCUCUACCACCACCUCCUCCCCCACCAUCUCCUCUUCUUCCACCACCUCCUCCUUGUCGUUUGAGCUGAUUUCUGAGCCAAAGCCCCAAUCAGCUGGGACCAGUAGCAGCAACCAGACUCAAAAGGAGUCCAUCGUUGACGUCACCUCAGAGGAUUUGAGCUCCGACUUGUCAGACUCCGAAGACAUGGAAGACGAUGAGGAGCCGGUGGACAUUGAAACUGUAGAAGAAAAACAUUCUGAGAUAAUUGCAGCCAUGAGGCGUUACGCAUUAAACCAAUCACAACAAACAAGAGACGCCACCAGUGGUCCUGAGUCGUCGAAGGACCCGGAUCGUCUGAAAAAAAUCAAAACUUGGCGCAAGAACCACCAGGAGUUAGAAAAGCUGAGACGUGGUGAGGAGCGAAUCCUCUUCCAAAAACUCCAGCUAACUCUGGAGUGUGGUCCCAGAACUGCCAAGGACCGCCUCCUCUCAACGGCUGUAAAUGAAGUUGCAACACUACAGGCCACAUCCAAAAAGCUGGAUCUGAUCAAAGAACAGCUGAUCCAGCAGCAGUGUGCCUAUGUGAAGAAGCUCUCCUUGAUGUCAGGGAAGUCUGAAGCCAUGAUUUACAGCAAGCUGAAGGAGAUCUCUGAGCGGCAGAAACAGCUGGAGAAUAAGAUGAAAUUAAAGCCCAUCUUCUCCAAGCUGCUGCAAAGUAAAGCUGCUCUCCUACAAGCCGCCGCUCCCAAGUCUUUACACCAGAAAAGCAGCACCUACGCGUCUCCUCCACCUCGAACCGAGCUGUCCAAAGCUGCCCAAGACAACGUACGCAUGCUACUCCAUUUGCUUCAUCCUUCUAAAAGCCUCCAAAAAGACUCUGGCGUUGAAAACUCGUCAAGACCACAGAUCCUCCUAGAACAGAAGGUCACCCCGCAGACUCCAAAGGUGAACCAGCCCGGUGAAACCAGACCCUCAGACCAAACCAGCCAACUUCCGUUAAUGUCUGAUGAAAGCCAGGAAGUAGAAGAUCCAGAAAAAACUAAAGAACAACCCGCCUCCGAUAACCAGCUCGUGUCUGGUUCCUCCAGUAAUGCUAAUGCAAAGGCUCUGGUUCCAAAUCCGGUGGCUUCUCUCCCGCUGAUUCGAUCCAAAACUGGCAGGAUCAUCCUUCCCUCGUCACUAAGGCCAAUUGGUCAUGGAUUUUACACCCUGGUGAUGAUGGAACCCCAAGUGCAGCAAGAGGAAGAUCAGGUCAGCUCGUCUGACCAGGACUUGUCCAAGAAUUCGGACACGUCUUCAGACCUGACUGACCUCAACCCGUCGAACUUUAGGUCCCCGCUAGAGGUACAAGCUAUGAAGAACAACCAGGACCCAGGUGUGAACACACCUACGGCUCCUGCUCGCCUGCGUUUUAAUCCUUUUCAGCAGCCGCCUCCACCUACUCCUCCUCCUCCUCCUGGCAGUUUGGAGCCCAAUCCCAAGAGCAAGCUUUCACCAACUCGGAGUUCUUCUGCUUAUCUGCUUGGAGAAGAAGUUGAGGUGGAGGAGUUCAGAAUGAUCAACAGUGCCGUUAAACUCUCUCAGCCGUCUGCUGAAAGUCAACGUGACGAGGCCGGCGGCGUGGCACACACACCCGCUCCGGUGAAACGAGGCAGGGGCCGGCCUCGGAAGACUCUGCUGUCAAGUCCGACCAAACCAGCUAAACGACAUUCAAAAAGUUCCCCAGCAUCUGUUGACAGCUCAAUUCGGUUUUCCAUCAGCAGCUUAAAGAGUCGCAACGCAACAGAAGGAGACGUUUGCGCAUCGAAACCGUUGACGCGCGCCUCUCUGGGAAAGGACUUCCCCAGUGCCAAGAAACGCUCCUGGAUCGACGUAGAGAAGGAACUGGAACCUGACCUGGAAUACUUGUAGCCAUUCAGCCUCCCCCCCAUCUGCUUGGCUCCCGGUUUUAUCGGCAACGAAACGGACCGAAAGAUUCAUCAAAUGUGCCUGUUUGGCCACAGCCAAAGGAUCAGGGCUCGGUUAACCACCUGCGCUGCUCUUUUUUAAAACACACACACACACACACACACACACACACACACACACACACACACUGGACUUCUUUCAUACUGAGAGAGGCAGAAGAUGAUAAAAUCCUAUGUGACCCACUGAAUGUAUGAAUUAAUUAGCUUCCUUUCUUUUUAAAAGGAUCUUGUCCUUGAAGUAACUGAUCUGCCUUACGCACGAGGGGAUAAAGAUGGUUCCAGUUAAAUGUUUCUGACAUUGCUUGAAAUUUUCACGUUUAUGCGUUUUUUUUUUUUGGCAACAUUUAAAUUGUUUUCAUGAACUUGUUUAAAAUAAUCAUUAGUUGCACUUUAAUUCCUGGUAGAAACCUCCUGUUACUUUUUUUUUGUCUAUUUUGGGAUGUCUGUAGAGUUACUUGUGUAUAUAAAGAAUAUAACCUGCAUGAAUUUGUGCUUUUUUAUUUAGUUUUGUGAGGGGGUUAUGAGUUAGAAACACUGUUUUUUUUUUCGUUGAGAAAAAUAAAAUGAUCUUGUCCAGAAUAAAGAAAUAAAUCAA
This is a messenger RNA of Nothobranchius furzeri (turquoise killifish), 8484 nucleotides long. It is a transcript of the gene magl, whose product is annotated as MAX dimerization protein MGA-like. Lineage: Eukaryota; Metazoa; Chordata; Actinopteri; Cyprinodontiformes; Nothobranchiidae. Gene Ontology annotation, biological process: positive regulation of DNA-templated transcription; regulation of transcription by RNA polymerase II; cell fate specification. The record is from RefSeq and is a predicted model, not a curated record. Gene Ontology annotation, cellular component: nucleus. Gene Ontology annotation, molecular function: RNA polymerase II cis-regulatory region sequence-specific DNA binding; DNA-binding transcription factor activity, RNA polymerase II-specific.